CAUCAUCCAUGCAUGGCUAGCGCGCGUUGGUUCCGUCUACCUGGUAUCCAUCAGCCCAUCCACCCCAGAAACGAAAAAAAAAUACCGGGGACCGGGGUAUUGAAAAAGAAAGAGAUCUAAUGUGAGAGGACCGCGAUACGAUUAUAUAAUAAUGUAGGUAUACAUCAUGAGCCGGGAUGCGGGUGUUUUCGUUGGGUGUAUUAUACGGCGAGAUAUAGGUAGUGAAUAGGUAUAUACCUGAUUGUACAUACCUAGGAUGAAAUAGGUACGGAUGAUGACAAGGUAAUACGCCCUUACGGUGACUCUUCGUAUGACAUAUAUAUGUCGAUAUUCCGAACAGCAAACCUACGUCUUCAUUACAAUUUGAUAACUUUGCACUCGCCUACGUAGCUCGACCGUUCUCCCACUCAUCCAUCCAAACAGCAGUCUAGACCAACCUUAUUCCCAUAGCGGGACCGAACUAAGAGAGACAGACCGCCUAACCAGCCCACCAGAUUUACCUACCUACCUAAGCAGCUCAGCUCUCCUAUCUACCUACCUACCUAUGCCAGGCACCACCACCACCAACCCACCACAAGAAGAAGAAGAGCUUCCCAAGAAAAACAACAAUGAAACCAUGACAACCCUCGACACCCUCGUCGUCUUCUACAACCGGGACAAAGUCAUCGAAUCCGACGAAUCUCCCGAAACCGAAACCUUCGCCGCGCGAUGCCACUGCGGGAACGUGAAUUUCACCGUAACCCUGCCGACCUCCUACCUGCCCUUAAACGCGUACAUCUGCUCCUGCACGCUCUGCCGCUACACCCACGGCACAUUCGGGAGCUACCACGUGUCGUUACCACAAGGCGUGGCCCCGGAAUGGACGAGCAACACGCUGAACCUGUCCGUGUACAAGACCCCCGGCAGCGGGGCAGGCGGACACGGGCAGCGCAUCUUCUGCCCGACGUGCGGGGCGCAUAAUGGACACUACGAGGCGUGGGCCGGGCAAUGGAUCAUCGAGCCCUCGCUCUUCGACGCGCCGAUAUUCUGGCGUUUCCGGGGCAUUGGGUUUCCUAACUCGGCUGGUGACGGGGGCGUGCUGUCCUGGCUGCCGGAGGUGGGGGGGAGGAAGCUGACGCAGGUUAGUAUGGACCACGACUUUGCGCCGGACUACGAGGCUGAGGUUGGUGCGGAUGGCGGGGAGAGGUUGCGCGCGGAGUGUAAGUGUGGGGGAGUUUCGUUUACGAUCCCGAGGCCGGGGGAGAAGGUGAAGGGGGAUGCGUAUUUGAGGCGGUAUGUGUCGCCGACAGAUCCGGGGAAGUGGAAGGCGUUUUUGGAUUUCUGCCGCGAUUGUAGGUUGGUUUCGAGCGCGCAUGGGGUGCCGUGGGUGUUGGUCCCGAGGACGGUGCUGGAGCCGGAGGUUCCGCCGGACUUGCGCUUUGGGACCGUGAAGACGUAUAAAUCCUCCGAAGACGUUACGAGGGGGUUCUGUGGCGUGUGUGGUGCGACGGUAUUUAUAAAGUGCAAGGAUAGAAGCCCGACGGAGGAAACUGAGGUGCUUAAUAUCGCGGUUGGUAUCCUGAGAGCUCCAGAGGGUGCCAAGGCAGAGAAUUGGGUCACUUGGAGAGCUGGAAACCCGGAGUGGGUGGAAGAUGCGAUGGAUUAUGACCCGGAGUUUGUGGAGGCUGUUGUAGACGGCCACAGGGAGUGGGCGAUUGAGAAGUAUGGGGAAGCGCUGGAUUUUGAUGUUAUGUAGGAGGGGUUUCUACUUGAGAUGGUAGAUAAGUUGUAUCCAUAUCCUCCACAGGACCGCAUAGUCUUAACGUGGUAUGCAUUGGAUGAGCACAACCUAUGAGAUAGUAAAGUAUAUGGCUCAUGAAUGCUGUAUAUUAGUAAGAUGGUAUAUAUAUCCAAAUCUAGCAGUUAUAUGAAUUGAUCGAUGCGAGCUCUGUUUUGAGAAGUUACCUGUAUGUAUUAAGCAUUUAGACGAUAGAUGUUGAAGUUGAGUUGAUGAAAUUCAAG
Annulohypoxylon maeteangense is the source of this 2001-nucleotide messenger RNA. RefSeq names its product DUF636 domain protein. The record is from RefSeq and is a predicted model, not a curated record. NCBI's taxonomy places the organism in Eukaryota, Fungi, Ascomycota, Sordariomycetes, Xylariales, Hypoxylaceae. Gene Ontology annotation, molecular function: carbon-sulfur lyase activity. Bases 545 to 1735 code for a protein of 396 amino acids. The transcript has a single exon.